GGGGCGUGAGCGUGGGCCCGAGGCUGUUUUCUGUACCACGGGCUGUGCGUCUGUGGCUGCCCCGCGGUCCUGCGUGUCAUGUCGUGGGCUGCGUGUGAGCCCCACCUGCCCAGCACGCUGCGCCUCCCGGGCAAGGACUCAGUGGGGAGGAAGGGAUGCCAGCCCCCCGAGGGAAGUCCACGUCCAAGGCACCAGUGACGUUUGGGGACUUGGCCAUCUACUUCUCCCGGGAAGAGUGGGAAAGGCUGAGCCCGGUGCAGAGGGAUCUGUACGAAGACGUCAUGUUGGAAAACUACCAGAACCUGGUCUCUCUUGGACUUACCUGUCGGAGGCCUAAUGUGAUCACCUUAUUGGAGAAACGGAAAGCACCCUGGAUGGUGGGACCCGUGGGAAGACGCCGGGGCCUGGACUCAGGUUCUAAAUGUGAGACCAAGAAGUUACAUCCAAAUAAUUGCAACAAAUCUUGCCAAAGCAUCUAUCAGAAACCAGUUUCUGCAACACAAAAAGGUCCCACAAGAAAGAGAGGCUGCAAGAAAAAUUUGGCCCUUAGAGAAACCAAGAAAGUGCAUCCAGGGGAGAAAUGUUUAAAAUGUAAUGAAUGUGGGAAAAUCUUUAGUCAAAGCUUAUCUUCUAAACUUCAUCAGAAUUCUCAUACUGAAGGGAAGCCUUAUGAAUGUAGUAAUUGUAGAAGGGCCUUCAGACAGGUUUCGUUCCUCAUCCUUCAUCAGAGAAUUCACAAUGGAGGGAAAAGCCAUGAAUGUGAUCAAUGUGGGGAAAGUUCUAUGCAAAGAACAGCCCUUAUUCUACAUGAGAAAAUUCAUGGUGGAAAGGAAAUCUUUGACUAUGGGAAGGCCUUGAGUCAGUGCCCAUCCCUUAGGGUAGAUGAGAAAAUUCAUCUUGUUGAGAAUGCCCACCAGUGCAGAAAAUGUGGGAAAGCCUUCAUUCGAAGGUCAUCCCUUUUACUUCAUAAGAAAAUCCACAAUGGAAAGAAAACACAUGAAUGCAAUAAAUGUGGGAGAGGCUUUAGUAAGAAAUCAGCCCUUGUUGUACAUAAAAGGAUUCAUAUAGGAGAGAAAACCCAUGAGGGUGAGAAGGCCUCAAGGCAACAGAGCAGUCACCAUUUAGAGAAUCCUUAUAAAUGUAGGAAAUGUGGAAAGUCCUUUAAUAGGAUUUCAUCCAUCAUGCUUCAUCAGAGAAUUCAUGCUUCAGAAAAACUGUACAAAUGUGAUAAAUGUGAGAUGGUCUUUAGGCAGUUUUCAACCUUUAUUCUACAUGUAAAAACUCAUAAUGGAGAGAAACUGUACAGAUGCAAUAAAUGUGAGAAGGUCUGUAAUCGGCAUUCAUCCCUUAUUCAACAUCAGAAGGUUCAUAAAAGGAAAAAGAAACUGUUUGAAUGUAAGGAAUGUGGGAAAAUGUUUUCUGAAACUGCCAACCUUAAAAUACAUCAGAACAUUCAUUCUGAAGAGAAACCUUUCAAGUGUAAUAAAUGUAGCAAAGUUUUCGGCCGCCAGUCAUUUCUUAUUGAACAUCAGAGAAUUCAUACUGGAGAAAAACCAUAUCAGUGUGAGGAAUGUGGGAAAGCCUUCAGUCAUCGAAUAUCUCUUACUCGACAUAAGAGAAUCCAUACUGAAGACAGGCCAUAUGAGUGCGAUCAGUGUGGAAAGGCCUUCAGUCAGAGCGCACACCUUGCCCAACAUGAAAGGAUUCACACUGGAGAGAAACCGUACACGUGCAAAACAUGUGGGAAGGCAUUCAGUCAACGUACGUCCCUUAUUCUACAUGUAAGAAGUCAUACAGGAGAGAAGCCCUAUGAAUGUAAUGAGUGUGGGAAGGCCUUUAGCAGUGGCUCGGACCUUAUCCGGCAUCAAAGAAGUCAUUCCUCAGAGAAACCCUAUGAAUGUAGUGAAUGUGGGAAGGCAUAUAGUAGGAGCUCAUCCCUGAUUCGACAUCAGAAUACACAUUCAGAAGGAAAAACCCUCUGCCAUCUCUGGACUGGGCCCUUCCCGAAGACGAGUCAAGAGGAGGACCCCCCAGCCCAUGAAAUUCUAAAAGUCAUGUCCUUCGGGUCAGACCUAUUCAGGGAUGUGGCCAUAGUCUUCUCCCAAGAAGAGUGGGAGUGGCUGGCGCCUUCUCAGAGGGACCUGUACAGAGACGUUAUGUUGGAGACCUACAGCAACCUGCUCUCACUGGAUCUUGCCAUUUCCAAACCUGAUGUGAUCUCCUUCUUGGAGCAAGGCAAAGUGCCCUGGAGGGUGGAGGAGGCAGCGACGGGAGGCCUGUGCCCAGUCGCGGGAUCCAGGUGUGAUACUAAGGUGUCCUCUCCAAAGCAGCCUGUUUGUGAAGUACAGCCAACCCUGUGGGAGAGAACCGAAAGCUUUGCAAGGUAUGAUCUCGAGUGCUUGAGUUUCCAGGACGACUGGGACUGCAAAAGCCAGUUUGACACACAACAGGGGAAUCCAGAUGGACAUCUGAGACAAAUUAUAAUGCAUUCUGAAGAAACGCCGCAUUUGGACCCACAAGCGUCCCUUGCUUUUUAUGAGAAAAUCCGUACUGGAGACAGACCCUGGGGAUAUAACAAAUGUAGAGAAGACUUUUGGCCAGAGGACUUCCUUAUUAACCAUCGAGGAAUCCACACCAGUGAGAAACCCUAUCAAUGUAAGCAGUGUGGGAAGGCCUUUAAAUAUGGCUCACGACUGGUUCAACAUGAGAAUAUUCACUCUGGCAAGAAACCCUAUGAGUGUAAGGAGUGUGGGAAGGCCUUCAACUCUGGUUCAAAUUUCAUACAACACCAGAGAGUUCAUACCGGCGAGAAACCUUAUGAAUGUAAGGAGUGUGCCAAGGCCUUCAGUCGGAGCUCCCAGUUGAUCGAACAUCAACGAAUUCAUACUGGAGAGAAACCCUAUCAAUGUAAGGAGUGUGGGAAGGCGUUCAAUCGGAUCUCACAUCUUAAAGUACAUUGCAGAAUUCACACAGGUGAGAAACCCUACGUGUGCAGGGAAUGUGGAAAGACCUUCAGCCAUCGGUCUCAGUUGAUUCAACACCAGACUCUUCAUACUGGCAAGAAGCUCUACGAGUGCAAGGACUGUGGGAAGGCCUUCAAUCAGGGCUCAACUCUCAUUCGACACCAGAGAAUUCAUACCGGUGAGAAGCCCUAUGAAUGUAAGGCCUGUGGGAAGGCGUUUAGGGUGAGCUCACAACUUAAACAACACCAGAGAAUUCACACUGGAGAGAAACCAUACCCGUGUAAGGUGUGUGGUCGGGCUUUCAAACGGGUCUCGCACCUGACUGUGCAUCAUAGAAUCCAUACAGGUGAGAGACCUUACCCACGUAAGGCCUGCAGGAAGGCCUUCAGCUACUGCUCACAGCUGACUCAACAUCAGGUGGUUCAUACUCAGGAGACAACCUGUGACUGUAAGGAAGGUGGGAGGCUCUCAGUCAUGGUCCACGUGCUGUUCAACACCACAGAGUGCAACGUAGAGAAACUCAGAAAGACUUGAAGGAUGUCACAGGUGUCAGAAUGCCUUCAUUCAGAGCUGUCAUUUCGCCGAACUCAUAAGUUUCCUGCUGAAGAAAGAUUUUAUGGACGUGUAUUGUUUAGACCGUGAUGGUCAAUGAAGCCAGGGAAAUUUGGAAAACACAUCUCUAACAUAUUCUCGAUUCACCUUUUCUAACUACCAUGUCAUAAUUUUAACAAUAGCCAAAGGUUUUAAUUUUCUUAGAAAUUGAAAUGUAAUAAAACAGCUGUGUCACUCUUGGGUUAA
Miniopterus natalensis is the source of this 3761-nucleotide messenger RNA. The record is from RefSeq and is a predicted model, not a curated record. NCBI's taxonomy places the organism in Eukaryota, Metazoa, Chordata, Mammalia, Chiroptera, Miniopteridae.